This is a messenger RNA of Sphaerodactylus townsendi, 1689 nucleotides long. RefSeq lists its product as uncharacterized. The transcript is spliced from 6 exons. The record is from RefSeq and is a predicted model, not a curated record. The coding region runs from base 36 to 914 and encodes 292 amino acids. Gene Ontology annotation, molecular function: protein binding. NCBI's taxonomy places the organism in Eukaryota, Metazoa, Chordata, Lepidosauria, Squamata, Sphaerodactylidae.
CUCUGACCCUUCUUCCACGCGCAGAUUCCAGCGGGAUGGUGAAGCUGUGGCACGUGUCUUCCCGCACCUGCGUGCGCACCAUGAAGGAGGACCGCCAGACAAUGAUUGCUUCCUUCAACCCCUCUGGGUCCAAGUUCAUCACAGGUGGAGCAGGACCUGGGAUUUAUAUGUACGAUACUCAGACAUGGGAUAAUUUGGGAAUUUUUCAAUCCAGCGAUAACCCAAACACGAUGGACGGGCACUGGUCACGAGUUUAUGCCCUGACUUUCUUCCCAGAUAAUGAUGAGCGUUUUCUCUCUGGAGGAUGGGACAACACAGUACAGUUUUGGAGCGUACAACUACCACAUUCCCAACGGUAUGACUGUACCACCUUUCUCUCCAUUCCCUCUUUGCUUUGCCUCCCCCCCCAUUCUCUUCCCCUUUUUGUUCUUUCCACCCGCCUUCUGUUCCUCUUAGCCUUAGUCAUUUUCCCUGCCCCCACACCUACCGGCUUUUUAUUUCCUUUUACCUCCUUCCUACGCUUGCCUCACAGGCGUCUCUCUGGGCCCCACAUCUGUGGCGAUGCGGUCUCCAUCGACAAAACUGGAACCCAGAUCCUGACAGGUUCUUGGAGGAGGAAUAACUGUUUGCAGAUCUGGGAUGCUGAAUCUGGCAACAAGAUCAUGGACAUUCCAGAUGACUUCCGGGGCCAAUCACAGAUUUAUACCUGCCACUUCCUUGGCAAUGACCACAUUGUAGCUGGAGGCAGUCGGAGCAACUUGUGUCGGCUCAUCGACAGGAGAAUCCUCAUGAGCACGGGAAUACUGAAUGACUUGCCCGGGGGUGUCUACAGUACCCACUCCAGCGUCCGCGGGGUCCUUGGCGUCACCACCACCACCAUCAUUUAUCUCACGCAGAGUCCAGUUCGACCAUGAGCCCUCCACUCAGUUACCUCAGAUGCCGCCAACCUCUUCUAAUCAUGCUUCUAAGGAUUCUUACCAGCCCAGCGGUGGUUUUCAAGCAACCUCAGUACCUGUCAAAAGCUUCCCAUCAUGCUUUGCUGCUUAAGGCCAUUGCUGGUUUACCUGCUGUCCUCCCAUAAUGCUCUGCUUUCCACAGACACUUUCAUAUCAUGGUUUGCCACUACAGACUCAAACGUGGCCAAUCCCAGCAUGCUCUGCUGACCUUCUCAUCAUGUUCUUCUGCUUCCAGGACAUGGCGUAAUGCCUGUAGCCUUCCCAUCAAGCUUUGCUUUCACAUUGGGAUUUGUUGGCAACAGCUACGGCUGUUUCAGCAUUCUGCCUUUCCAUGAACAGUGUCUUCGAAUCAUUGCUGCAGGGAACUGUGGCCAACUUCAUCAUUCCCUUAGUGGUCACAUGCCUCCACUUCCCAUCAUCCUCUGCUGCAGAUAGAGCCAGCCCCAUCACGUCAUGGCUGCCGACUUCCAUCUUCACUGGCCGUUACUUCCCCUAUUGUGAAUAAUCAUCACACGAAUGACCAGUUCUGUCUGAAGCCAGACUUGCUUUCCGGUCAACUGUCUGGAAGACACUCAUUGGUAUUUCUUCACAAAUUUGCCAUCCCUGUCCAUGUUAAGGGGACAAUACUUUUCUGUCUCUCUCUCUCUCUCUUUCCCCCUCCAUACCAGCUUGGCUGCCCUGAUAACCUGUCAUGGCGCCAAAUUAAACCAUCUUGGCUGGACCUUCGUGUGUA